Penicillium cinerascens is the source of this 486-nucleotide messenger RNA. RefSeq names its product DUF4149 domain-containing protein. The record is from RefSeq and is a predicted model, not a curated record. NCBI's taxonomy places the organism in Eukaryota, Fungi, Ascomycota, Eurotiomycetes, Eurotiales, Aspergillaceae. The coding region runs from base 1 to 486 and encodes 161 amino acids. The transcript has 4 exons.
AUGAUAGUGCAAUUCCUGCACCUGUCGAGCUAUGGCAUUCUUUUCGGCGCGCAGGUCUUUCAGACAUUUAUAAACGGCAUUGUCGCAUUCAAAGCGCUAGGACGACCGUAUUUCGGCGUUCACCAGGCGGCGAUAUUUCCUGUUUAUUUCUCGCUGCAGAGUUUUCUGCCUGUUCUUGUUGGGUUGACUUCUACAACAAGCCUGGAAAAUGGGCUAAAUUGGAAGAGUGGGAGGGUUAUGGGCGCGGUAACGGUUACCGGGUUGAUUAAUUUGGUGGUGUUUCGGCCUUUGACGCAGGGUGCAGUUAGGGCGAAGAAUGCUCAGGAAUUGAGGGAUAAGAGGAGGGGAGGAGAUGGGCCUUCGAAGGAGUUGGUGGCGCGCAACAGCCGGUUUAUGGUGAUUCAUGCGAGUUCGAUCUUGAUUAAUGUGAUCGGGCUGCUCGCGACGGUACAUUAUGGGAUUGGGCUUGGGAUGAGGUUGUCCUGA